GGCACUCAAACUACACAGUGAGGGAGUGUGUUGUUUUUCUUCUACGUCCGUUAUUUUUGUUGCUUUUAUGUCCCAGUUUUUGAAACAACGCGGCUUUGAUUCAAACCAACGUUUCGAAUAACUGUGUUCCUCACCGCGGGGGCGAGAUGUUCUGUUUUGAUGCUCUAAUUUGAUAACUCAGCCUCUGACUCCCAGGUGAUUUUUGAACGCUCCUCCCUGGAGGACCGCUAACUGGAGGAUGUUGGAAUGGAUUUUGAUAGAACUGUCUUUAAUGUCGACAAGCCUUGCUGAUUUUGCACCCGUAAAACAUCUUAUAUUGUAAAACUGAAUAUUGGCUUGGACUUAAGUGGAACAUUAGGCUACUGGUCGUUUGACUCGAAGAUUAACUGGUCCCGUUUCCGAACAUCAUACGGCGGGCUUCCAAGAGGAUUAUCAUUCACACUCGAUAACGUAGCCUAUGCAGCACUGAAGACAACUUUACAAGGCAUGAAUAAAGGUCAGUAGAUACCUCAAAGCUCCAUGACUCAGCUCACUGCUGAUGGAAGAAAAGGCGUCUAGUAAGCCCUCCAUGGUGUCCAGACUGCCUAAGUUUGGUGCCCGCCCGUCGGGCGGCACCACUGUGCCAGUUGCCAAUGGCUCUGCCCAGGCUACGCCUAGCUCUGAGGGCAAGAGCGAACCCACCGGCAAGCUCAAUGGCCUUGUCCGCGCCUCCUCCUUCUCGCUCAAGUGGAGGAAGGAGAAUGGGAGCCCUGUGCAGCCUGCCAGCCCAGAGCAGGGCUCCACCGCUGGGGAGAAGGUGGAACGCGGCCGAGGGCCUCCCCAUGGUUCUCCAGGGCUCAGAGAGAUCAAGAAACCGGCCACUCCUGUCACCAAGGCGCGUCGCUUUGGCACAGUGCCGGUGACCAUCAGCAGCCCCAAAGCCAUUCCCAAGCAGGCCUCAAAGAGGAGCCCGAGUCCAAAGCCCAUGCCAAAGCAGUCCCCCUCCAACCACCCGGCCAGCCCCCAGAGCAACGGAGCCAGGCCGACCCAGAACGGCUCCUCCUCCUCCUCCUCCACGGGGCCCGGCAGGGGCUCUGGUCUGCUGCGCCCGCGGGCCAGCUCCUCGUCCCCGCGCAGCAGCUCCCGGGACAGCCUGUCCCAGUCUAGCGACAGCCUGAAGACUCUGGCGCACUCGCCCUCCUCUUCCGACAGCAUGGUGCGCUCCCAGAGCUUCACCAACUUCAAGCAGCUGCCUACCGGCGAGCACAUCCCGCGCUCCUUCUCCUUCAACCGGGCCGUGGAGCUGGCCAAGCCACUGGCCAACACCCAGCUGCGCCCGCCUGUCCUCCGGACCCAGCACGUCCUCGCCAAUGGCCGGACAUCCGGGCAGCAGCAGCUCGGCAAGGGGGGCUUUCUUGAGCGGCCCUCGGCCUUGGGGGCGGCAGGGUCCGCAACGCCGCCCAGCGCACUGAGGAAGCCCCUCCUGCCCAACUGCGUGCUGACAAAACCCUCCGGCCUGGCCUAUCGACUGACACGGUCAGCCGGGAACAAGCCACAGCGCCCUCUGCUGGCUGGGAGGAUGGCGGGUGACGGGAAAGCGGAGGAGGGCAGGGGAAGUGAGCCUGCGACUGACAGUGAGGUGUCGCCACUCACUUCCCCCGACUUUUCUGCUGACAGUGACAAGGUACUUUGCCUAGAUAAUCCCUCAGAGGACCACUCUAACCAGAGGGAGAAGGACCCCAGUCUUUCGUGUCCAGGGGAGGUGUUGGAGGACAUGUCCCUUUCUUCAGCGUCCUCCCUGGACCGAAACGACACCAGUGAGGAGUUCCUCGAUGACAACCUGGGAGACCAGUCACAUGACGGCACGCCUGACAACAGACAGCGGUUGGCAUCGUCCAGCCAGGCGCGACUCCGCAGUUUUCUGAACGAAACCAUGGACUGGACAGGAGGGAAGGCUGAUUAUGGGGUGCAGGCUCCCCGUCCCCCCCUGGCGGAGUCUCCGGAGCACGACUUCCCUCCAGGCUCGUCUCUGGAGCUGUCGCCGUCCAACAGCUCUGGGGGGACCUACAUGUGGGACGAGGAGGGCUUGGAGCCCAUGGGUCACAACUCACACUGCUGCGGCAGCUAUGACUCAGAGGGCAUCUGUGGGGACAUUCUUAGCAACCUGGAUAAUUUGGAGUCAUGUGACCUUGAAGAUGAUGACCUCAUGCUGGAUGUGGACCUGUCAGAGGAUGUGUCUCUGUGCAAUGAUGCAGACGGGAUGGCCCACUUUGAGCGCUCAGACCGAGGUGGCCGACAGGGCCACUGGAGGCGGAGGCAGCACAGGCUGAACGGACCUGACCAUUUCCACAACGACAACAGCAGGCCCGUGGCAUAUGACGGCGUGUGUCGGGUGGGCCCCAGGGCCCUGCAGCAGCCUGCAGGGAGGGGCGACGGCCACAUGGUGGCGCUGGAUGAGCUCACAGUCAAACACAUGUCCCAGGACUGCACCUUUGUCAAAAACCAGCUGCUCAAGCUCAAGAGUCUGCUGCAGUUGGAAGAUGGUCCUGCAAUUCCAGACAGUCCAGAAUCUAUUGAAGAUAGCAGUGCUCUCCAGUUGCAGGAGCUGAUGAGAGAAGUGCAGGGGUUGAGGGAAGAGCUGCGCUGUAAGGACCGCACCAUCGCUCAGCUCACCCAGCAACAGUAUCUCCACAAACAGCAACAGCAGACAGCUGCUGUGAGGUGCCACUGCCAGCAGAGGGCAGGGGCGUCCAGGGUGGACAGACGGGCGCACCACGACAAAUCCACCCAGACCCCCUGGAGAGGCCCUGCGCCUCCAGUUCUACAACCUUCCAGCACCUCCCCCAGCAGGCCCCACACCACGGGAAGCCUAGCAAGAACAGCCCACACAGGGGACCGCAGUGACCUCAGGCCAGCUGGGGUGGAGUCCCAUGGCCAGUCAGCCUCCACCCUGGAGUUGGAUGGCGCGGUCACCACUGCCCUUCGGUCUCUGCCUGACCCGGAAGAGCUCAGUGUGCUGCUCAGCAGACACCUCAAGAUCCACGACAGCGAGGCUCCACCGCCCUCCAGACCCCGGAGUCUGGGCCACCCACCCAGCUUGGAGAGGCCGCCAGGGGAAGGGGCUUUGCAGGGCUCCAGGUCUCUGACCCAGCUCCCACUCAGCCCCCGCGUCCUGCAGCCUCCUCGCGUUCACAAGCGAGUGUCCAUCCCGGUCCUGACGCAGGGGGACUCCUCCAGAGCAUCCUCUGAUUGUGUGGCGAAACCUAGUCUAAAGCCUGGGUUCGCGGCGAACUCAAGGCAGCUCAAGCAGCUCCCACCUCCAUCCAGGGGCCUCCCCUGCUUCAAUUCCGGGCCCCAGGGUGGGGGUCCAAGCUUGGCCACAAUGCUGCUGGGCCAGCCCAAGCCCCUGGGGCUGAGGAGAGAGCCUACUCACAUCCAGGUGGAGAAGGACACUGGGCUGAGUCCCAGGACCCGCACCCUGGUCCCCAUCAACCUCUUGACAAGAUUCCCCAAGCUAAGCAAGGCUGCUGCUCAGGACCCAGAGUUUGGUCCACGUAAGUCUCUCGAGGAGAUACUCCAAGCCAAAGAUCUACCACGAACUAAGCUCACCUGAGCUGUCGCACACCUGUGCAGCUUGCUCCGAACAACCCGUCCAUUAGCUGUGACUCUUGACUCUUGACUCAGCCUUAGGAGAGACUGACGAAACAAGUUCAUAAAGAAUAUGUAGCAUGUUGCUCAGCUUCACUUAUAAAAGUAGACACACAUGCACACCCUUUGCCCAUCAGUAGCUGCUCCUCUUUUCUAUGCAUAGAUUCACAAUCAUAGUGGAUUUUUUACGCAGUUUGAGAUGUUGUGGUGUUUUUGAAGUAAGUUAUAUUUCUCAGGAAAUCCCAUACAUAAAAUCAUCUCGCACCACAGGACCUUUUGUAAACACAAAAAAAUAUUUUGGUUGGGUUGAUCCUCCUGGCCAUGGCCUUUUUCAGGCUUCAGAGGGGGAGAGCAUCUGCCAGAGUCUUUGAUAUCAGUCCAUUUGUAAUGUCUGGCUCACAGCAAAUCGUACUAGUUUUCCCAGGCUCUAUUUGCCAGUGUGGAUAAGAAGUUUGCUUUGCUGAUAAGAGUAUGUGAGUGGGAGGGAAGUUAGGCAUGUAACACAUUUACUCUGAAAGUGUGUGAGUGUCAUAUUAAAGGAAGGGAUGUAUGACGAUUGGCUUAGACACUUCCUCAGAACAUAUCUCAGUACUCCCCUCACCUCAUCCUCCUGCCUUUUCUCAUGAAAGGUCCUCAGAGAUCAAUCGCAUACGCUUCGCCUCUCGCCACGCAAUAUUGACUUCACCAGACAUAACCCACUGAAGCUUUUGAAGAGUUGGGCACCCCUGUUAUCUUGUGUGUCCCUUUGUGUUGACCCUGCAAACAAUAGUCAACAGUGGCGCCUGUGACCUUAAGGGGAGACACAGACUCCGCAUCACGUGUGUUUGUGUGUGUCUGUGUCUGUGUGUGUGUGUGUGUGUGUGUGUGUGUGUGUGUGUGUGUGUGUGGCACUGUCAUGACGCAGAGUGUCGCCCUUGCAGACCCGAAAGCUGCUUUACAUUCGGGAACAUGAUUGGUGUCCCUCGUUCGUGUGUGUGCGUCUGUCUCCGUGGUAAUUUGGAUGAUGGAUGGUCCUGCCGUGGGUGGGAGACGGAGGAAGCUUCUCCCACUCAGCGUCUGACGGCCCCUACCCUCCUCCACCCUCCACCCACCCCCAUCCACCCACUCCCUCCACUUGUGGAGGCAUGAUUAGAAAUGAGCCCCAAUGAGUGGUUCCCUUGUUUUAUAAUGAUGAGGUCAUUGUUCCUGGAGUGGUUGCCUAUCUGGGCUGUUUGGCUGUGCAUCAUCAUUUAUCAAAAUGAAUUGACACAGGGGGUCCAUGUGGGCCUGCGGAUUGCCUUAGACAUUGUAUUCUGAUUUGGAAUUUUGUUGGAUAAAAAUGAGUGACUGUGAGAGAUUGCAUGAUGUAUAAAAGAAAAAGAAACAUGUUGAAGGAUGUCAGUCCUGUACUAUCAGAGAAGUCAAAAACAAGAUGACUGACGGGUCAAUAGUUUUGGCUCCACAGGGUUAGUCAUCAACAGUUUUGGUUUAAUUGAUUUGAGAUACAGUAUUAUUUAAAAGACUAAUAUAAACAUCAAACAUAAAUCGUUUAGAUCAGACACAAUUAAAGUACCUAAAGAGGUAACCAAAGAAUCUUUUUUCCACAUCUAUUAGAAGUCUGGUGGUUGUCAGGAGAAAAUGGGCAUAAAUGCACUCUCAAGGAUAGCUAUUAUAAAGGACAUAAUGAAAAACCGA
Molecule: messenger RNA, 5301 nt
Organism: Alosa alosa (allis shad)
Lineage: Eukaryota; Metazoa; Chordata; Actinopteri; Clupeiformes; Clupeidae
Gene: ccser2a
Product: coiled-coil serine-rich protein 2a
Exons: 11
Coding region: 539-3592 (1017 amino acids)
Biological process (GO): microtubule bundle formation
Cellular component (GO): microtubule cytoskeleton
Molecular function (GO): microtubule binding
Source: RefSeq, a predicted model, not a curated record